This is a messenger RNA of Medioppia subpectinata, 763 nucleotides long. The record is from the annotation of a GenBank genome assembly. Lineage: Eukaryota; Metazoa; Arthropoda; Arachnida; Sarcoptiformes; Oppiidae.
UGUAUUUAUACAUUAGUACCGGUGCUCUGAUCUCCAAAUCAACGCACCCGGAAAAGUGGAGCUCCGAUACACACCGGCCGACGGCAGUCCACCCACUAUUCUAGAGGUGUAUAACUUCGAGGGCAAGACCGCCAGCGGUGGUGUCGCUCUCAGUAUGUAUAACACCACAGAGUCGAUAACGGGUUUUGCCUACUGUUGCUUUGAAUACGCACUCAUGAAGAAGUGGCCGCUCUAUCUGAGCACCAAAAACACAAUACUUAAACAAUACGACGGAAGGUUUAAAGACAUUUUCCAAGAAAUUUACGACCGCGAAUAUAAGGCCAAAUACGAUGCGGCGGGCAUUUGGUACGAACACCGGCUGAUCGACGAUAUGGUGGCGCAGGCGCUGAAGUCGAACGGCGGGUUUGUGUGGGCGUGCAAGAACUACGAUGGUGACGUGCAGUCCGAUGUGGUCGCUCAGGGCUACGGCUCGCUCGGUCUCAUGACGUCGAUACUGAUCUGUCCGGACGGCAAGACGAUCGAGUCGGAGGCAGCGCACGGCACUGUCACCCGACACUUCCGCGAGCACCAGAAGGGCCGCCCGACCAGCACUAACCCAAUCGCGUCGAUAUUCGCGUGGACUCGCGGUCUGGAGCACAGGGCGAAGCUCGACAACAACAAGGCGUUGUCGAAGUUUGUGCGCCGUCUCGAGAAGUCGUGCGUCGAGACCGUCGAUGACGGACACAUGACCAAAGACUUGGCCGGUUGUAUACAUGGACUCAAA